This is a messenger RNA of Aspergillus nidulans FGSC A4, 1215 nucleotides long. Its product is annotated as putative GPI anchored protein. The record is from RefSeq and is a predicted model, not a curated record. The transcript has 2 exons. The coding region runs from base 1 to 1215 and encodes 404 amino acids. NCBI's taxonomy places the organism in Eukaryota, Fungi, Ascomycota, Eurotiomycetes, Eurotiales, Aspergillaceae.
AUGUUAUUCACUCCCAUCUUAAUCGGAGCAGCCUCACUCGCUGCCCAAGCCUCAGCAGACACAUUCCAAGUAUCUCAGCGCUAUGGCGGCCCCCAAAGACCCUUACAGGGCAUACGAAAGAUGAGCGACGAUGCAGGGGAGAAGUUCUACAUGCACUACUGGCAUUAUGAAGAAGACUCUGUCGUUGCAAACUCGACCGAAGAGGCACAGACCAAAAUAGAUCGGAGUUCCGUUCUGCCUCGCUCAUACCAUUUCCAGCCGCCGUUUUCGCUUGGCCCCGAGCGCUUUGCGGACCUGCGUUCUUCGCCACUGGGAAGAAGGGAAUUCGAAUGUCCGUCUGGGACAAGCGCUUGUACGUCUAUCAAUCGGUCAGAUAGCUGCUGCGGUGCGGAUGAGACGUGCGUGGUGGUAGAGGACACUGGAUUGGGGGAUGUGGGAUGUUGCCCUUCUGGCCAAGAUUGCUCUGGGACGAUUGGGUCUUGCUUCGAGGGGUACACUAGCUGCCCGUCAUCGCUUGGAGGCGGAUGUUGCUUUCCUGGGUACGAAUGCGUGGAAGGGGGCUGUCAGUGCGCGCAUAUCAUCACAAUCACUAUUACGUUAUCCUCGACGACAUUAACAACCACAUCGACCGAGACGGUUUCCGCGACGAGUACCACUGACACUAGCACUACGACUACGAGCACAAGCACGGCCACUCCUACAACUACAAGCACAUCCUCGACAGGGGACCUGACCCCCCCCGAUCGACCCACCAGUUUAUCUACUACCACAAGCUCCGAGACCGAAACGACCUGUCCGACCGGUUUCUACGCAUGUGCUGCGGUCUAUCAGGGCGGAUGCUGUCAGAUCGGCCGGAAUUGCGAUACGACGUCUUGCCCCGCAGUAUCCUCAACAACCAUCGAGACUGAAGGCCGAACGAUUGUGAUUGCCGAGCCAACGACAUCAGCAACGACAGCAGCGAAUAGUCAAGAGAGCGGUGCGAGGACAUGCGCGACUGGCUGGUUCAGUUGUGCGGAUACCGUAGGCGGAGGAUGUUGUCCGACCGGGUAUGCGUGCGGAGCAAGCUGCACAGCAGCGCCGACCGCAUCCACAACAGGAACCGUAGCUAAGGAGGCUCCAACGGUAGAAUCAAUUGGGGACACUGUGAAAUACAAUUGGAUACAUUUGAUCUGGGCUAUGUUCAUGACUUGGCUAUGCUAUGAUAAAUGUACUUAG